Molecule: messenger RNA, 1251 nt
Organism: Triticum turgidum subsp. durum (durum wheat)
Lineage: Eukaryota; Viridiplantae; Streptophyta; Magnoliopsida; Poales; Poaceae
Source: the annotation of a GenBank genome assembly
AUGGUGGCGGUGGGCGCCGGUGACGACGGCUGGGCGCGGCUCACCUCGCGCUCUGACUCCGCGGAGGGCCAGGGGCGGAGGCAGGAAUGGGAGGUGGAGUUCGCCCGCUACUUCGCUUCCCCCCUGCGCGACACGUCGCCGCCGCCGCCGCCGCCGCCCGGCGUCCGUUACGUCACCAGCGCCACGGAUUGCCAUCCCGGCGCCUGGCUCCCAGCCGCCACGCCUGCCGCUCUUCGCGUCUCCCGCUCCAGCCACCCCUCCGCGGCCCCAGUCCUCACCGUCUCCGUCGUCGGCGUCGUCUUCGAGGAGCACUUUGUGUCUAUCCUCAACUUCUCAUGGCCUCAGCUCACAUGUGGGGGACAAUGCCCAGGAAGUGGGAGCAGGGUGCUCUUUGUGAGCUUUUGUGAUAAAUCCAAGCAGAUACAGAAGUUUGCUCUACGUUUCCCACAGCUCAGUGAUGUGGAGUCGUUCUUAAAUUGUGUGAAGGAAUGCUUAGGUGACACCAUGGAUAUCGCAUCAUCUGGAUGCGACUACAUAUGUGAAGAUUCAUCAUCACGAUCAGAAUAUAUUGCUUCCAAUGAACUUCCCCACAGCUUUGAGGAGCCAGCUUCAGAUCACAGGACAGAGGCACCAGCAUUAUGCUACCAUGAGGAACCAGACCUGCCUGUUUCUGAACCUCUCCUUACUUCCAACAUUGACAAUAUCAACUCUGGUUUCCCUCUUAGUUUCACUGAAAUGCUGACAAAUUUGUCAACUGAGACUAAAUAUGCAUUGUGCAUGUACGGAUCAGAUGCGGUGGACCUGCAUCAACUGGGUGGAACUGACCAUCCUCAAGAGGUAAUGUAUGGCGGAUCAGAUGCGGAGGACCUGCAUCAAACUGACCAUCCUCAAGAGGUAGUGCAUGCCGGAUCAGAUGCGGAGGACCUGCAUCAAACUGACCAUCCUCAAGAGGUAGUGCAUGCCGGAUCAGAUGCGGAGGACCUGCAUCAAACUGACCAUCCUCAAGAGGUGUUCACACAAGACACUUGUCAUGAUGUAUUUCCUUCAAUGGCAGCUGCCUGUAAUGAAAAUACUGCUGAUAAAGAAACUGAUACUAGCAAGUCAACAAAAGAAAUUGAUACUAGUAAAUCAACAAGUGAUAUUAUGGCAAGGAUAAAGACAUAUAUGGCUGACGAGUCAUUCCAUGAUAUGCUGUCCAAGCUUGAGAGAGUCAUUGAUGAACUGGGUGUGGACUUGUCAGUCUACUCCUAG